Messenger RNA from Lingula anatina, 1281 nucleotides. RefSeq lists its product as uncharacterized. Lineage: Eukaryota; Metazoa; Brachiopoda; Lingulata; Lingulida; Lingulidae. The record is from RefSeq and is a predicted model, not a curated record.
GAUAGCCGUUAUCACCGAGUUUUUAUUUGACAUUUUAACAGCUACCCCAGUCCGCCCUUGCAUAUGGUUAUAUUUACCCCAGUAACCGUGGAUUGCAUGAAGCAAGCAUUGCUUCGGCGGGUUAGACUAUAAACCUAUAGAGAUCAACCGUUUAACACAACACGAUGCCGUGCAGAAAAGUGUGUUACCAGGUGUGCGACACGACCCGGGAGGUCAUCACCAGAAUAGUCAGCAUACUGCUCGUUCUUUUGCAGGGAGGGAUCCUGGACACCCUCCUCUACCUCCACUAUGGUGGAAACUGGUUCUGCUGGUUCGUGGCAGAUGCUGUGUCCGCCAUUCUCUUCGCUGUAGCAUUUGUGGUGGCAGUGGAGCACUAUAGAAAGACGAAAAAUAAUAGGAGGGAGUCAGAGUCGCAUCUGUGCCAUGGGCGUGCCUUGGGUCUCCUCCCCCUGGGGUACGUAGCUUGGUUUACUUAUUCUGGACUCGUGGUCCCCAGGGUGGUGCUGAUCUUCAAACAUAUAGCUGCAGGGCUGGAUGAAGAUGACAUCCUUGGUCCAAACUUUCUGAAGACAGCUCUGGCGUUGACUGCUCCGAUUUUCCUGCUCAUGGUGUUAAGUCAGCACAAUAAGAGACAGACGCUGGAGAGGAGACAUUACAUACAGACCUUGGUGGCUGCUGUGCCGUUUGAUAUUCUAGACAGUGUGGAGUUUUUGGAGAUAUUGUUUGUGCAGGAAUCCAGGCUUGUUUUGCCUUUUUUCUUGGAAAAUCUUAUCAUAGCGUUUCCUUGCAUUAACUUUAUUAUACCAGGUUUUUGCUUUGUAGUCCUGAGUCAUAGUUUCUAUGGAGAGCGACCAUUGUCUGGAGGAUUCCAGUUCAUAUACACUUUAUCUCACAUACUUCUGGUCAACGUUCCCUUCUUGGCCAUCCGCAUAUAUCUCUGGCACCUGCUGAGCCACGACAUCUCUGUUUUCUUCAUCAAGAACAUUAUGAUGAUCUGCCUCGGAGUCAAUGAUCUGUAUGAGAUAUGUGGUGAGAGUGAUGACGAUGGUGUAGAUGGCGCCGGUGCUGACAUGCCACCCAGCAGAAAAUUCCGGGACAAGCUUGUGUUCAAUGACACGUACGAUCCAAAUGAUCGUGUAGAAUAUCCAGAUUUACGAUAUGCAGAUCUAGAUUUACGGCCGCGGAGAGUUUAUUAGACCGGUGUAGCUAAACUGAGGUCCGUGUAACCAAGGAGUUGGAACUCCUUGGUGUAACAGAAAGUCCGCCCUCCAUUUACAUAUA